Molecule: messenger RNA, 2227 nt
Organism: Aspergillus ochraceoroseus IBT 24754
Lineage: Eukaryota; Fungi; Ascomycota; Eurotiomycetes; Eurotiales; Aspergillaceae
Product: putative GTPase NOG2
Exons: 3
Cellular component (GO): nucleolus
Molecular function (GO): GTP binding
Source: RefSeq, a predicted model, not a curated record
GUUCUGCCAACUUUGUGAUUUCUACUCCUACCUUUGGAAAUUCUCUUCAAUAGAUUUCUUUAGGUUACUCAAAGGAGUCUUCUUCUCAUCAUGGGUACAGGAAAGAAGGAAGCCACACGCCGAGUGCGGCAGGGGAAAGUGGGAGAUGGCAUGGGCAAUGUGAGGGUCAAAGGUGAAAAUUUUUACAGAGAUGCGAAGAAGUUGAAGACUUUGAACAUGUUCAAGGAUGGUAAACCUCGACGAGAUGCUGCUGGAAAUAUCACCGUCGCUGCCUCAUACCAGUCGCGCGAAGCCCCUGUCGCGAGGAUAGAACCCAACCGCAAAUGGUUCGGAAACACUAGAGUUAUUUCUCAGGAGGCCCUGUCCUCUUUCCGCGAGGCAGUUGCUGAGCGUGCUGCCGACCCUUACCAGGUUCUCCUCAAAACCAACAAGCUCCCCAUGAGUUUGAUUAGGGACAACAAUACCGUGAAUGGACUGAAACAGCAUGAGGCUAAGAUGGCUAUUGAGACAUCGCCCUACAGUGAUACAUUCGGGCCGAAAGCCCAGAGGAAACGCGUCAAGCUAGGUGUCUCAUCGAUUGAGGACCUCGCUGGCGAGACUGUCAAAACGCAUGAUGCCUUUGUUGAAAAGACGGACCAGGCUCUUCAUGAAGAUGGCACCUUCGUCGUUUCGGGUGAUGAUGUUGUGAAUGAAGUCAACCUUGGUACUCUGCAGACAGCUAAAGAAUCCGUUUUUUCCAAGGGUCAAAGUAAAAGAAUUUGGAACGAGUUGUAUAAGGUCAUUGAUUCUUCAGACGUCGUCAUCCACCUUCUCGACGCUCGUGAUCCUGAAGGCACUCGCUGCAGAGGUAUCGAGAAAUACAUUCGUGAGGAAGCCCCUCAUAAGCACUUGAUCUUUGUUCUUAACAAGUGUGAUCUUGUACCAACAGGCGUGGCGGCUGCUUGGGUUCGUCAUCUAUCCAAAGAUUAUCCUACCUUAGCUUUCCAUGCCUCCAUCAACAAUUCCUUUGGAAAGGGUUCUUUGAUUCAGCUCCUAAGGCAGUUUUCAUCCCUCCACUCCGACCGGAAACAAAUUUCUGUUGGAUUCGUUGGCUAUCCUAACACUGGAAAGUCUUCAGUCAUCAACACUCUACGCAAUAAAAAAGUGUGCACUGUGGCUCCUAUUCCCGGAGAAACUAAGGUUUGGCAGUAUAUUACUUUGAUGAAGAGAAUUUACCUCAUCGACUGCCCCGGUGUGGUCCCUCCCAAUCAAAAUGAUAGCCCUCAAGAUAUUCUGCUCCGUGGUGUUGUGCGAGUGGAAAAUGUUGAAAACCCCGAGCAAUAUAUCCCGGCUGUCCUUAGCAAGAUCCAGUCUAGGCAUCUUGAACGCACGUACGGCUUCAAGGAUCCUGGUGAUCCCAUUGAGUUUCUCAGUAUUCUUGCAAGGAAAGGCGGUAGACUCCUCCGCGGUGGCGAGCCAGAUCUUGAUGGCGUUGCCAAGAUGGUUAUCAAUGACUUCCUUCGAGGCAAAAUCCCCUGGUACACACCACCUCCUUACACAGCUGGCGAGCAGGGUGAAAAGAUUGAAGGUCGUGAGGGUAGGCUUGGAGAAAUGACCCGGAAGCGCAAGUUGGAUGAAAAUACGUCGGGGGAUGCAGAUGACAGCAAAAAGGCUUCUGACAAAGAGUCUGCAUCGGAGGAGGAGUUCGCAGGAUUUGAUGAUGAAGAUGACGAUAACGACUCGAUUGCCAACCUCGAAGUUAGCGACGAGGAAAGCGGGGAAGAGGAUGAUUAAACGCUCUCGGAGCGCAAUUUAACUUUAACAGCGAAUUGCAAAGCGGAAUAGCGGAUAUAUUUAUUUGCUAUCCCACAGCAUGCCAUCGGCACAGCCCGUUUCAACCCUUCGGACACCCAGGGAUUCACGUCCUGCACGUCUGACUGUUACACCUGCUCGGCAGUUAGGGUGCAGAUUGACAGCUGGUCAGUCAACCUAGGACACCGACCGGACCGUGUGGCUCUGUCUACUGGACCAUGUACGCCAGAAAUAAAUAAACGAUGGCAAGUCCAGUUGCAGUUCCCCACGGCCUUGGUUGGGCAUGCCGUGUGGGCUGCCUACUUACUACUAGCGCGCCUACUCCAAGGAUGUGUCCAGCAGUAAAAGAUACCCGGAGAUUGAUGUCAAUUGGCAUCAUUUCUGCUCCAUAUAGAUACCCAUAUUACUCACAAUACUAUCUAUAAUGAUUCGAAAU